Messenger RNA from Chironomus riparius, 742 nucleotides. NCBI's taxonomy places the organism in Eukaryota, Metazoa, Arthropoda, Insecta, Diptera, Chironomidae. The record is from the annotation of a GenBank genome assembly.
AUGUCAAGUUUUUUAAAAACCACUAAAUUUACCAUGUUCCUUAACUCCUGUAUGAUGCACAGUUAUUCUAUUCUCACAUUCUCUCACUGUUCGAAAAUCUCUCUAUACAAUCAGCUGUUUGCUGUCGAAGGAACUGUCAAAAUAGUAUUGUUUUCUUAUGUUGCACAAACAAAGUUCAAAAUAAUAAAGUUUUCUUAUCGAAUACAGCGUGAUUUCAAUGGCAAAUAUUGUCAGGCAUCUCCUUAAUACUUCUCGUCAAAAUUUAUUUUUGUUCGGAAGAUUAUCAAAAUAUUCAUCCACAGCACAGCAGAAUGAGUUGAAGCACGAUCUAAAAUUAAGUGAUUCAUGUGUGAAAAGAUUAAAGGAAAUAUGUCAAGAUGGAUCGUUCCUUAGAGUCAUUGUUGAGGGCGGUGGAUGUAGUGGAUUUCAGUACAAACUAGACAUUGAUAACAAUUUAAAUCCAGAUGAUUUAAAAUUUGGCCCAGAUGAUGCAAAAGUUGUAAUAGAUGAGACAUCAAUAGAAUAUAUAUCAGGAUCGACGGUAGACUUUCAUACUGAAUUAAUAAGAUCUGGAUUUAGGAUAAUUAAUAAUCCAAAGGCUGAUGGAGGUUGUUCAUGUGGUGCUUCGUUUAAUAUCAAAAUAGAUUAAUAUACUGAGAUGCUGAAUAAUAUUAAGUAGAACUGAACAUCCAGAAUUGUUAAGAUUGAACCAUGCCCUUGUAAAUAAAUUACUCAAUUGCAA